AUGGACAACCUACAAACAGGAAUUGCGAGACUUCACAAUAUUUGUAACCAACUACACAACAAUAACUCCUGUUUAGCCACCACAAUGCAGCUUAACCACCUCUUAAGCGAUAUAGCAGUUAAUAACGAACUGUUACGGCCAUUCAAUAACGAGAUGUCACGAAGACAUAAAAGAGGAGCUCUAAAUAUCGUUGGUAACCUUGCCAACUCACUCUUCGGAGUACUCGAUUCUGACUAUGCUACAAAGAUGACAGAAACUAUAAAGAACUUAAAGGGGAACGACGAACAUCUCCUGCAACUAAUGAAAAACCAGACGUCCAUCGUUGACUCCACGGUCAAUGUAAUGAUGAACUUGGAGCAAUCAACCCACAAAUCGAUGCAAACUCUAAACGUAGCUCUCAACCAUACCGCCACACAAACAAACAAAAUAGCCAAGGAAGUGUGGGAGCAAGAAGUGAUGCAGACCUUUUCAUCAGCAGCGUUGCAGCUCUUAUUAUCAGUCAACCACUAUCAAAAGGUACAAACCAGUUUACUAGACAUCCUUAUUGACACGCACCAUGGAAAAUUUAACCCGCAAUUGUUGGCACCACAACAACUACAACAGGAGUUAUCGAACAUCAGGGAGGAACUACCUCCACAUUUACGGGUGCCAACUAAAUCGAACGAUCUACUAGAGCUGUAUAAUAUCAUGACUAUUGAAGGACGCAUCAUGGCAGAGCAUAUUAUCUUCCGAUUAAAACUACCAUUAAUAUCGGUCGAAAGUUUCGAGCUAUUCUAUAUUGUUCCUGUGCCCAUCUCUGCUAAUGGAAUCGCCACUGCAAUCACAACAACGUUACGUUAUCUAAUCGUUAAUUGGGAUCGUGACCAGUACUAUCCCAUGCCUGAUCAGGAGGUGGAGCACUGCCAUCGGACUCAGAAGUUGAACUACGUCUGCAGACAACGGCAUCCCCUAUAUCGGAUAGGAUCAAGAGUUAAUGCAUGUGAAAUGAGCUUCAUCAGUCACAUUCCUUCCAAAGAACGAUGCAAAAUGUCCAAAUUAGACAACCCAUCACGAUGGAUCCAGUUGCCAAACACCAACCGUUGGAUAUAUUUCUUCGAAGACAAGGAGAUAAACAUAGGCUGCGGCACAACAGUUACUCAGAUGACUCUAUCAGGAAGCGGUAUCAUUGAACUACGUGAAGGUUGCACCAUAAGAGAGGAAUCACUAACUAUCCAAGCACAUCAAGUAUUUCCAAGCACUAUUAACAUUUCAUUUACACCAAUUCAGAAUCUUACCGAAUUCGUUUUACCACCACAUAGCAGCGAAUUAAGUAAUGACGAAGGCAUAGGAGAAUCCCUUCUGAAAAAUUUAACAGAACUGAAGAUGGAUCUAUACAACUUGCAACAACGGGAGCAUCUAGUGACUACCAUACUCCCAAAGGACGUUCACCAUAUCACUAUCGCCUACAUUUGUCUCGGUGGUAUUCUAACAGUAGUAAUUUACCUUUAUUGGAAACACAGAUGUAGGACCUCUCGUAACACUACUACGAAACCGAUACCUCUACCUAGGAAUCUUUCAACCCCAGCCUUUACGAUUGCGAUUGAUCCAGAAUAA
Messenger RNA from Hermetia illucens (black soldier fly), 1593 nucleotides. RefSeq lists its product as uncharacterized. The transcript has a single exon. Lineage: Eukaryota; Metazoa; Arthropoda; Insecta; Diptera; Stratiomyidae. Bases 1 to 1593 code for a protein of 530 amino acids. The record is from RefSeq and is a predicted model, not a curated record.